GGAGCUGCAGUGUGUCUCCGCGCCGCCGCGCCCCCCUCCUCACCGCCUCGGAGUUCAGGUCCUGCGGAGGUCGCGAGCAUGAAGGAGCGACGGGCGCCGCAGCCAGUGGUGGUCAGAUGUAAGCUCGUGCUGGUAGGGGAUGUGCAGUGCGGGAAGACGGCGAUGUUACAGGUGCUAGCGAAGGACUGCUAUCCCGAGACCUAUGUGCCUACCGUGUUUGAGAAUUACACAGCGUGUUUGGAGACAGAGGAUCAGAGAGUGGAGCUUAGUCUCUGGGAUACCUCAGGAUCUCCCUACUAUGACAAUGUUCGUCCACUCUGCUACAGCGACUCAGAUGCAGUAUUACUGUGUUUUGACAUCAGCCGUCCUGAGACUGUGGACAGUGCACUCAAGAAAUGGAGGACAGAAAUCCUAGAUUAUUGUCCUAGCACCCGAGUUUUGCUUAUUGGCUGCAAGACAGAUCUGCGAACAGACCUGAGCACUCUGAUGGAGCUGUCCCACCAGAAGCAGGCACCCAUCUCCUAUGAGCAGGGCUGUGCAAUAGCCAAGCAGCUGGGCGCAGAAAUCUACCUGGAGGGCUCUGCUUUCACCUCAGAAAAGAGUAUCCACAGCAUCUUCCGGAUGGCAUCCAUGGUGUGUCUGAACAAGCCCAGUCCAGUGACCCCAAAGAGCCCUGUCCGAAGCCUCUCCAAGCGACUACUCCACCUACCCAGUCGCUCUGAACUCAUCUCUUCUACCUUCAAGAAGGAAAAGGCCAAAAGCUGUUCCAUUAUGUGAAGUGGGAGUUGGAGGGGGCAGACAGUCCCCCAUAUCCUCCCUUGGGGUGCAGAGGCACGGGGAGAGGGAGGAUGAGACAAUUGAGGACACUGGACACGAGGUUUUCAGAUGGCCACAGUGAGAGCUUGGAAGGAGAGAAGAAUGGGAUGAGGAAGGAGCCAGGCCUGGCAUGAAGACCUAAUUUAAGUGAGAACCAUCACACCCCAAUCCAGGCACUAGACUGUAGAGGGGGCAGCUUCCUCAGUACCCCCUCCAGAGGAAGGAAGGGGAUGGAGGAAUGGGUGACAUGCUGGUCUCUCAGGCUUAGGGGCCUACCAGAGUCUCACGUUCAGCAUCAUGCCUCUUCCACACAGUGUUCCCAUGCAGGCCGGGGGAUGGGAAGGGUCCCUGAGCUCUUCUCUCCCCCUCUGAGAAGUGGCAGGGGAAUGGAGAAUGGGGAAGCCAAGAGGCAGCUCCCUUAGGAGCUUAGCCCAGGUGCUUUGUAAUUGAAACCAGGAGGGCAGGGCUGGUCAGAGCUAAUAAGGAAACCUCAUCUUUGCAUAGCCCAUGCAUCAUAGAGGUGACAUCAUACAUUUACAUGCUUCUCACCUAAGUCCCCAGGGCCCAAGGGAGAAGCCCCAGACCCCCUUCUCUUGUGAGUGUGGGGGGUGGUGGUGCUGCAGGGGCAGGGCUGGGUGGGGUCACCAGACUUUUUCUGUCCUUUGGGCAGUAUGGCUGGCAUUUGUUUUAUAGACUCUUGUCUUUGGAACUGGGGGGAGGGGGGAGUGUUUCAACCUGUUAUAUGUUCUGUGUUUAAAGAAGAAAACCUAUUUAUUAUUGAAAAAUAUAUAACACACAUAAAGAA
Messenger RNA from Jaculus jaculus (lesser Egyptian jerboa), 1621 nucleotides. It is a transcript of the gene Rnd1, whose product is annotated as Rho family GTPase 1. Gene Ontology annotation, molecular function: GTPase activity; GTP binding. The coding region runs from base 79 to 777 and encodes 232 amino acids. The record is from RefSeq and is a predicted model, not a curated record. The transcript is spliced from 5 exons. NCBI's taxonomy places the organism in Eukaryota, Metazoa, Chordata, Mammalia, Rodentia, Dipodidae. Gene Ontology annotation, biological process: small GTPase-mediated signal transduction.